CAAAAAAAGCAUCAAAAAACACAAAUAAUAUUCCCAUCUCUCCUAUAUAAACUCAUGCACCUCAUGCUUCAAAAUCCCAUAUAUUCAAAACAAAAUUAUUCCCAAAACACCCCUCCCCUCUCUCUCUCUCUCUCUCUCUCUCUCUCUCUCUCUCUCUCUCUCUCUCUCUCUCUCUCAUAAUGUCUGGUGUAUGGGUGUUCAAGAAUGGAGUUCUGAGGCUAGUGGAGAACCCUAGCGAGUGUUCGUCGAGGCGGAAGCUGCUAGUACACGUGGCAUCGGGAGAAGCAAUUACAUCAUAUUCAGUUCUGGAGAGAAAAUUGUUUUGUCUUGGUUGGGAGAGAUACUAUGAUGAACCUGAGCUCUUACAGUACCAUAAAAGGUCAACGGUCCACCUCAUUUCUCUCCCCAGAGAUUUCAACAAGUUCAAGUCCAUUCACAUGUACGAUAUCGUCGUCAAGAAUCGAAACGAAUUCGAAGUUCGAGAUUUCUGAUUAUUUAUAAUUAUAAUUAAUUAAAAUAAUUUUUUUUAAUUUUAUUUUAUGAAGUUGAUGAUGAUGAUUAGUGAUAUAUAAGUUUGGUUUGGAGCUAGGGUUUCUGCAUGUGGAUUUUUGUUUUUAAGGUUGUGUAUUAUUAAUUAGUUUGUAAAGUGUGCUUUGUGUUAUAAGUUCAAGAAUUGUGUGAAUAAAUUAAAGGUUGUAAUUAAUUAAUUUUAAUGUUGUUUUAAUAUAAUUAAUUAAUUGUGCAAAAUAUUUAUUGAUUUGUUCCUUUGUUCUUUUGCUUUAAUGAGGAAUGGGAUUGGAUAAAAAA
This is a messenger RNA of Erythranthe guttata (spotted monkey flower), 807 nucleotides long. Its product is annotated as flowering-promoting factor 1-like protein 3. Lineage: Eukaryota; Viridiplantae; Streptophyta; Magnoliopsida; Lamiales; Phrymaceae. The record is from RefSeq and is a predicted model, not a curated record. Gene Ontology annotation, biological process: regulation of flower development.